This is a messenger RNA of Pogonomyrmex barbatus (red harvester ant), 2467 nucleotides long. It is a transcript of the gene Pus7, whose product is annotated as pseudouridine synthase 7. Lineage: Eukaryota; Metazoa; Arthropoda; Insecta; Hymenoptera; Formicidae. The record is from RefSeq and is a predicted model, not a curated record. Gene Ontology annotation, cellular component: nucleus. Gene Ontology annotation, molecular function: RNA binding; pseudouridine synthase activity. Gene Ontology annotation, biological process: pseudouridine synthesis.
AAAUCGGACACGAGAAAGAAAAAGAAGAAAGAUAAAAAAAUAUAAAAAGUUCUUCACGAAGAACAAGGCAAUGCGACACGUGGUUAUGUGUGUUCCUUAUGUCGACGCAUUAGUAACUGGAGUUUUAAAAAAAGAAUUUUAUAUUUUACAUUACAAGAGGCGCAGUGAUUACAAACUAUUGUUUAAAAAAAUCUACAAAUCUGUAAUUACGUUUGUCAAACGUAAUGUCCGCUAAUAAUGUUGCUCUCACAGAUAAAGGUUCUGCCGGCAAUCGCUAUGCUCGUGGAUCAAGGCGGAGAGGUGGUUUUCAAAACAAGUCUAGAGGAAGGGGUUUCAAACGUGCAUUCGAGCGAUCGCCACAAGGAAAUGUAAAGAGAAGCAAACUGGAUGUCGGCAACAGACUGAAAGAAGCUGACAUAGGAAUUACAGAAUAUAUUAGCAAGCAUCUUGGCUUCUCUGCAAUAAUUAAAGAGAGGUACAAUGAUUUUCAUGUUAACGAGAUUGAUCUUGAUGGCCAAGUGGCAAAGCUGACACAUCAAGACAUCCCACUUGAACCUUGUGACAAUGAAAGUAUUGAAGAUCUGAAGACGCUGGUAUCGUCGACGAUCUGGGAUCAACUACAAGCUUUGGGAGAGGAGAAUCCUUCAACCGUGGAAAUUGAUGUAACUAAUCUUGACAAAGUUGAACGCAGGACUAUUCAUGCAAUUGCAAAGAAAUUAGCGAACGUAGUCAGCCAAACAAUAGAUAAAGAUGACAAAAAGUUUCUUACAAUUGUGCCAAAUACUAAAGGCAAUAAGAAUGAUCAAAAGGUGCGUAGAGACAAGAGAGUAGAUUGGAAGAGACGCGGCGGUGAUUAUUGCCACUUUUUAUUACAUAAAGUGAAUAUGGAUACGAUAGAUGUUGUGAAUCAAUUGGCAAUGAGUUUGCGAAUGCAGCCAAAUAAUUUUUGUUACGCUGGCACAAAAGAUCGUCGUGCGUGGACGACUCAGUGGAUGAGUCUAAGAAAGGUGGAGCCGCGUGACAUACUGAGAGCAAGUAAAAGUGUGCGUGGUGCGUAUGUAGGAAACUUUAAAUAUACCAAGGAUAGCCUGAAACUAGGCAUGCUACGUGGUAAUCAGUUUAGGAUAGCAUUGAGGAACGCUUGCGAGACAGAUGAGAAGAUUGAGCAAGCAAUGAUAUCGUUACGUGACACUGGCUUUAUUAAUUAUUAUGGUUUACAAAGAUUCGGCACGAUACCUACUAUACCCACACACGAAAUCGGGAAAUGUCUACUUCAGGGUAAAUGGCAUGAAGCAAUUGAAUUAAUUUUAAAACCACGACCAGAAAAAGAUAAUGAAUUAGCAGAAGCCAGACAAGUCUAUGCAGAAACCAAGGAUGCUCAUGCCGCUUACGCAAAGCUCAAAAGAACCGAUAAGAUCGAAGCCAGACUUUUGAAAAGUCUACAAACACAGGGUAGCAAAAAUCCUCUAGGCGUGCUAGACUCAAUCCCUCGAAACAUUCGAUUAAUGUACAUUCAUGCUUAUCAGAGCUUCGUUUGGAAUCACGUCGUGUCGAGAAGGAUGAAAGAAUUCGGAACAGAUGUAAUCGUUGGUGACUUGGUUUAUGACAGGCGGAAUUGCAAAGAGACUAUGAAUGACGAAACUACGGAUUAUGACAAUAUUGAAGAUAAAACUGAUACCUCUAUUGAGGAAAGAGAUACUGAAGCAAAUAAUGAAAGUUCGAACCAAGAUGAUUUCCCAGUAGUGAAAAUUCUCACCGAAAAUGAUUUACCAAAUUAUACUCUGGCGGACGUAGUUAUGCCUCAACCCGGAUGGAAAGUUAUAUAUCCGCCAUAUGCAAAGGCUUGGUUUGAUGAAUUUUUAACCAAAGAUGGAUUAACUACUGAUCUUAAGCAAAACAAUAAAAAAUACAGCUUGACUGGAGCCUAUAGAAAUAUAUUGGAAAUCCCGACAAAUCUAUCCUGGAAAAUUAUGCAUUAUGAAAAUAAUGAUGAUCUAAUUCUAUCAGACAUCGAGGAAAUAAGGAAGCUUCCAUCUCCACAGGAUAAACUAAAUGGAAAAAAUAAAGCGUUGAUUAUAGAAAUGUGCUUGAAAUCUAGCAGUUACGCUACAAUGGCCCUGCGCGAAAUUUUAAAGAACGAUACUUCAGCGGAAACUCAGGCUGCUUUAUCCGCUUCUUAUGAUACAGAGAACGUGCGAUCCAAUACAAGUAUCGUAGAUGAGUAUAGUGAUAGAGAAACGACAAAAAUUGAGAAAGAUGAUACACAGGAAAGUGUAAAAUUCCAUGAAGAAUUUAAUGGUAUAAAAGAAGACGAAGCAAUGAGAAUACAUGAUACAGAGAAUUCGUCUGAAAUAUGUCAAAGUUAAUUAUAAAAAAUCUUCCAUUUAUAGAAAUAUUGUUAUUGUGAUAUAUGUAUGUCUUUUUACAAAAAACAAUAUUAAAAACGGAUACAUGAUGAGAAUAGAAG